This is a messenger RNA of Phodopus roborovskii (desert hamster), 386 nucleotides long. RefSeq names its product neuropeptide B (gene Npb). Gene Ontology annotation, molecular function: G protein-coupled receptor binding. Gene Ontology annotation, biological process: feeding behavior; G protein-coupled receptor signaling pathway. The record is from RefSeq and is a predicted model, not a curated record. Lineage: Eukaryota; Metazoa; Chordata; Mammalia; Rodentia; Cricetidae.
CUCCGAUCCCUCUGCUCCUGCUGCACAGCUCCAUGGCCCAGUGUGGGAAGCUGGCGGUCGCCGCCCUGGCGCUAAUCUUGCUGCUCCUGUCGCCAGCCCUUGCAUGGUACAAGCCUGCGGCCGGACCCCACCACUACUCGGUGGGCUGCGCCUCGGGGCUACCGUCCAGCUUCCACAGGUUCCCGUCUACACGACUCCCUGUCGGAACAGGACCCCUACGCUUGGAGGUGAUGCACUCCAGCCUAAGGAGCCUUCCUCCACUGCCCCCUCCGGCCCUGUGUGUCAAAGACCCGAACCUGCAGAGCUGCCAGUGGCAAUUCAACAGACCAGGGACUUUCCAGUCCUUGUCGCUGCGGGAGGCAGAAUGCCAGUGGCCUGAGCCCUGA